Messenger RNA from Vitis vinifera (wine grape), 705 nucleotides. Its product is annotated as protein FANTASTIC FOUR 3. The coding region runs from base 1 to 705 and encodes 234 amino acids. The transcript is spliced from 2 exons. The record is from RefSeq and is a predicted model, not a curated record. Lineage: Eukaryota; Viridiplantae; Streptophyta; Magnoliopsida; Vitales; Vitaceae.
AUGUCCACUGUUGUGUACCAAGGGCUGCAGUCAUGCUUGGAGACCCAGCAGGUGGAGCAGAGGACACUGAGGCUCAAAUUGGCUUCCCCAAAACCACACUUCUCUCAGUCCAUAGGCUUGUUAGAUUCCAACACCAAACAAACUGAAGAGAAAUGCCAUUAUGGGGAAGGUGGCGGCAAGACUAAUUCUCCUCUUGACACCCACAACUCCCCAAGCCCUGACUUGGGUGGUUGGAGCUUCAUCCAUGCUCUCUCCAAUGGCUCCCAGGGUCAGAAAGAAGCAAUGGAGAAACAGUGCUCAUAUGUUCACCCUCUAGUGAAGAGGUCUGCAUCCACCCUCAGUGACAAGAGCUUGGAAAUGUGCACUGAAGAUUUGGGGAGCGAGACGGGCACACAUGUUGUUGAAAACACCAUGUUUGCCGUCCCUGCAUCGGCUUCUGAGCCUGGAGACUGCCCAUCAAGGGAGCUAUUACAAUCGCGUCAACUUUUGAGAGCUACGAAAGCAAAUUCUCAAAAUUUUCCGCCCCCCUUGACAACGAUAAGUGGAUCAAAUUCUCUUCAAAUUAGGCCCCACCGUGAAGACGGACGAUUAAUAAUGAAAGCUGUCAAGGCAUCUCUAGCACACACGCUUUUUCAGAUAUACUUCAUGCCCCAACUUCAACUUCUGCCCAUUGGAUUCUGCAAUGAAUUAGACAGCAUGUCAUGA